UGAAGAAGGAGAGUUUUUCUCUAUGGCAUAGGUGGUCGCUCUUUUACGCAUCGGGCAAACCAACCCGCAUUUAAUCCACGCUCUGCCAUAAACUGUACAUAGGAGCAAUAAUUCCGUAAGUUGUCUAGAUCUCAACCUUUAAGUCUUUAUCUCCUACCACCAUGUCCCCGGUCAAAGUUCAAAAAAUCGUCUGCAUAGGCGCUGGAUACGUCGGUGGACCCACAUGUGCUGUCAUUGCUCAGAAAUGUCCUGAAAUCAUUGUAACCAUCGUCGACCUUAACGAAGCAAGGAUCAACGCUUGGAAUGACGAGCAAUAUCGACUUCCAAUUUACGAACCGGGGCUGGUGGAAGUCGUCCGUUCUUGCCGAGGAAAGAAUCUCUUCUUUUCGACCGAUGUCGAUAAAGGUAUUCAGGAGGCCGAUCUCAUUUUUGUCAGUGUCAACACGCCAACAAAGAAGAGUGGUGUAGGCGCAGGAUUUGCUGCAGAUCUCAACUACGUCGAACUAGCCACGCGCCGGAUCGCUGCAGUCGCGACUUCCAACAAGAUCGUCGUUGAGAAAUCCACUGUACCUUGUCGUACUGCCGAAUCUAUGCGCACAAUUCUCGAAGCUAACGCAAAGCCCAACUGCCGGUUUGACAUUCUCUCCAACCCCGAAUUCUUGGCUGAAGGAACAGCGAUCAAGGACCUUCACAACCCGGACCGUGUCCUCAUCGGUUCUCUGCAAACUCCGGAAGGCCUCGCCGCUUGCCAGUCUCUAUCGGACGUGUACGCGCACUGGGUUUCACGCGAUCAAAUCCUCACAGUAGGCUUAUGGUCCUCGGAACUUUCCAAGCUCGCUGCGAAUGCAAUGCUCGCCCAACGGAUCUCUUCCAUCAACGCCCUUUCUGCCAUCUGUGAAGCAACCGGAGCGAACAUUGACGAGGUCGCUAAUGCCGUUGGAUAUGAUUCUCGUAUCGGUCCGAAGUUCCUCAAAGCUAGUGUCGGUUUCGGCGGGUCCUGCUUCCAAAAAGAUAUCCUCAACCUGGUGUAUCUCAGCGAAAGCCUGCAUCUGCCAGAAGUUGCAGCGUACUGGAGGCAGGUAGUCGAGAUGAAUGAGCAUCAAAAGUCUCGGUUUGCCAAAAGGGUCGUUGAUUCGCUCUUCAACACCAUCACAAACAAGCGCAUCACUGUUCUCGGCUUCGCUUUUAAAGCAGAUACCGGGGAUACUCGAGAAUCUGCCGCCAUCUCCCUCAUUCGUGAUUUUUUGAAAGAGAAGGCUAAUGUUAACCUCUACGACCCUCAAGUAGAGGAGCAUCAGAUUUGGCAGGAUCUUGCAGAAGCAAGUCCUAAUCUAUCGCUCGAAACUAUCAAAAAGCAAGUCAACAUUUGUUCUUCCUCUUUAGAGGCAUGUAAGGAUGCCGAAGCCAUUGUCAUUGCUACGGAGUGGAAAGAAUUCAAAGAGAUUGAUUGGGAGACGGUAUACCAAGGAAUGAACAAACCGGCUUUCGUGUUCGAUGGCCGACUGCUUGUCGAUGAGGACAAACUGACAAAAAUUGGUUUCAAGGUCGUUACUAUUGGCCGUGGCAGUCUCUGAAUGAACCAUUUGGGAUACCAUAUGUGUAAAGAAUCUCACUUGUUUCUGGUUGUUGUUGCCGUAUAAAUUAGAACACAGAUAAUCGGCCUUGCGUAUCACUUGCUACAUAGGAUAGAAUUAGGAUAUAUAAAAUAGAAGUGUGAUGUGGCAGUGCUA
Lentinula edodes (shiitake mushroom) is the source of this 1730-nucleotide messenger RNA. Its product is annotated as UDP-glucose dehydrogenase. Gene Ontology annotation, biological process: glycosaminoglycan biosynthetic process. Gene Ontology annotation, cellular component: nucleus; cytosol. Bases 162 to 1574 code for a protein of 470 amino acids. The record is from RefSeq and is a predicted model, not a curated record. Gene Ontology annotation, molecular function: NAD binding; UDP-glucose 6-dehydrogenase activity. Lineage: Eukaryota; Fungi; Basidiomycota; Agaricomycetes; Agaricales; Omphalotaceae. The transcript is spliced from 7 exons.